GUCACUCAUAUUGACGUUUCACAGUGUACAAUUUUCUGGGAGACGGCCAGUGUGUCCUUUUUCCCCGUGAUUUCUGGGCUGAUUCUGGGCAGAGAGCCGCUAGGUAUUCGUUUGUGUAGCACCGGGAGACAGUGAAAGAUGAAUAUAUUCAGAUUAGCUGGUGACUUGUCACACUUGCUGGCCAUAAUAGUGCUGCUGCUGAAGAUAUGGAAGACACGCUCGUGCGCUGGCAUUUCCGGAAAGUCUCAGAUCCUGUUCACUGUGGUCUACGUGGCCAGAUACUUGGAUCUCUUCACCACCUACAUCAGCCUGUACAACACUGUGAUGAAGGUCUUCUUCCUCGUGGCCUCGGGCGCCACAGUGUACUUAAUGUAUGUGAAGUUCCGCGCCACGUACGACCACAACCACGACUCGUUCCGGAUUGAGUUCCUGCUCAUCCCGGCCGCCAUCCUCUCGCUGCUCAUCAACCACAGCUUCACCGUGCUGGAGGUGCUCUGGACCUUCUCCAUCUACCUGGAGUCCGUGGCCAUCCUGCCACAGCUCUUCCUCGUGAGCAAGACGGGCGAGGCCGAGACCAUCACGAGCCACUACCUCUUCGCGCUGGGCUCCUAUCGGGCGCUCUAUCUCAUCAACUGGGUCUACCGCUACGCCACCGAGGGCCACUACGACUGGAUCGCCAUCAUUGCCGGCGCCGUGCAGACCAUCCUCUACUGCGAUUUCUUCUACUUGUACAUUACCAAAGUCCUAAAAGGCAAGAAACUUCAACUUCCUGCAUAGAUUUGUGACAUUCAUCACCACCGAAGGGUCAUUCUGACGAAGUUAUAGAAUUCCUCGAGAAGCAGCGCAAAUGAUUAAUCGUAUUACAACUUCUAUUUGCCAGCAUUAAAUUUUUUUGUCACAUGAAUGAGAAGAUCGUAUUUAAGAAGGUGCAAAGCGAGGAAUGAUAAGAAAUAUGAACUAAUAAAAUAGUGGACGCCACGUGAGAAGAGCUAAUAAAA
This is a messenger RNA of Phlebotomus argentipes, 998 nucleotides long. RefSeq names its product ER lumen protein-retaining receptor (gene KdelR). The record is from RefSeq and is a predicted model, not a curated record. NCBI's taxonomy places the organism in Eukaryota, Metazoa, Arthropoda, Insecta, Diptera, Psychodidae. Gene Ontology annotation, biological process: protein retention in ER lumen; endoplasmic reticulum to Golgi vesicle-mediated transport. The coding region runs from base 139 to 777 and encodes 212 amino acids. Gene Ontology annotation, cellular component: endoplasmic reticulum; membrane; cis-Golgi network. The transcript has 2 exons. Gene Ontology annotation, molecular function: ER lumen protein retrieval receptor activity.